Molecule: messenger RNA, 5429 nt
Organism: Meriones unguiculatus (Mongolian gerbil)
Lineage: Eukaryota; Metazoa; Chordata; Mammalia; Rodentia; Muridae
Gene: Rbms2
Product: RNA binding motif single stranded interacting protein 2
Exons: 16
Coding region: 180-1493 (437 amino acids)
Cellular component (GO): cytosol; ribonucleoprotein complex; nucleus
Molecular function (GO): poly(A) binding; mRNA 3'-UTR binding; poly(U) RNA binding
Source: RefSeq, a predicted model, not a curated record
GGAGCUCGAGGAGACGCGCGGGGCUGGGGUCCUUGGAGUUCUCAGGCGCAGGUGAAACGCCGCUAGAGAAAGCUGAGCGGGCUGCGGGGGCCAGGCCGGAGGGGCCGGCACGCAGUUGCACGCUCUGCGGGCUGCAGGCGCCCAGGCACGGGCGCGCGCUGGCGAUUUAUUUAUUUAUUAUGUAUGGAGUUCUGGCUGCAUGUACACCUGCACAACAGAAGAGGACAGCAGAUCUCAUUAUUGAUGGUUGUGAGCCACCAUGUGGUUUCUGGGACUUGAACUCAGGACCUUUGGAAGAAAGGACCAUUUUAUCAGAAACUGAGAGGAAAACACCAGAGCAGCCGUAUGUGCCAUUGCCUCGGCAGAUGGCACCGCCAAGUCCAAGGAACGGCACCCCGAACAGCAGCAGUGGGAGCAGCGGGAGUGACCAGUUGAGCAAAACCAACCUCUACAUCCGGGGAUUGCAGCCAGGCACUACCGACCAGGACCUCGUCAAGCUCUGUCAGCCAUAUGGCAAGAUUGUGUCCACCAAGGCCAUACUGGACAAGACCACGAACAAGUGCAAAGGCUACGGCUUUGUGGACUUCGACAGCCCUUCAGCGGCCCAGAAGGCUGUAGCCGCACUGAAAGCCAGCGGCGUGCAGGCGCAAAUGGCAAAGCAACAGGAGCAAGACCCUACAAACCUGUACAUCUCAAACCUCCCACUGUCGAUGGAUGAGCAGGAACUGGAGGGGAUGCUGAAGCCCUUUGGCCAGGUUAUCUCUACUCGAAUCCUUCGAGACACUAGUGGGACCAGCAGAGGGGUUGGCUUUGCAAGGAUGGAGUCCACAGAGAAGUGUGAAGCCAUCAUCACCCACUUUAAUGGAAAGUAUAUAAAGACGCCCCCUGGAGUAGCAGCGCCAUCUGACCCCUUGCUUUGCAAGUUUGCUGAUGGCGGGCCAAAGAAACGACAGAACCAAGGAAAAUUUGUGCAAAAUGGACGGGCCUGGCCAAGGAAUGGAGACAUGGGUGGUAUGGCCUUGACCUAUGACCCUACCACAGCUCUUCAAAAUGGGUUCUACCCAGCCCCUUACAACAUUGCACAUGGCCGGAUGCUGGCUCAGUCUGCACUCUCCCCGUAUCUUCCAUCUCCUGUGUCCUAUCAGAGAAUGACUCAGACAUCUCCUCUACAAGUACCUAACCCAUCUUGGAUGCAGCACCAGUCGUACCUCAUGCCUUCAGGCUCAGUUCUGACCCCAGGGAUGGAGCACCCCCUCUCUCUGCAGCCUGCCUCCAUGAUGGGACAUCUUACCCAGCAACUGGGCCACCUGUCACUCAACAGCCUGGGCACGUUCAUGCCGGCAGCUGCCGCCAUGCAAGGAGCCUACGUCUCCCAGUACCCCAGCGUGCCUUCUUCCAGUGUUUCUGUUGAGGAGAGCAGUGGUCAGCAGAACCAAGUGGCAGUGGAGGCCCCCUCAGACCACGGGCUCUUUCCUUUCCAGUUCGGCAAGUAAUGAGGCCCGGGCCAGGGAAAAGCCUGCACUCCUUCUUGGGCUAUUUUCCCAUCGCUGAAACCAUGUUGCUUUUUGUAUGUGCUAUAUUCAAGAUCGAAAAGACUGUUCUUAUGCAAAAAAAGAAAGAAAGAAAGAAAGAAAGAAAGAAAGAAAGAAAGAAAGAAAGAAAGAAAGUUUCUUGUAUUUAAUUGCAAUGACCUUUCUUCUACCCCAAAGAUCCUGACUGAGCUGCUUCUCAUCUUCAUGAAAAGGUUGGAUAUGUUGGGAUUGCUGAAGAACAAAAUAUCAGUGCUGGAAAAUUGAUGAAGGAGCCCUGAUUGCUGAAUUUAGUUAUGGACUAUUUUUGAUAUGUGUCGGUAUGUGUUUUAAAUAUGCAGGCUUAAAAUUUUUGUUUUGCAAAGUUCUCAGCUCACAUUUUGCACCUCCCACCCUUUAAGGCAGGGAAGAUCUCACAUGUGGGCUGGGAACAUAGACCAGGUCAGCCUUGAACUCACAGAGAUCCUGUCUGUCUCCUGGCCGCCCCACUAUGCCUGGCUAUAGUUUUUUAACUUCUUGUCCAGGUGGCUUUUUUCUCUUCUCCGUUUAGCUGAACCUGCCUACCUUGCCUUUUUACAGUUUUUAACUUUUAAAUUUGAUUCAAAUUCCAUGUGGAACUGGGGGAAAGAGAGCAACGCCCAGGUAGAGAAAUGAAGACAACGGAGGUGGCUUUUCCGCUGCCCUUCUAGGAGGGCACUCGUCUCCUAGGAGACAAGACUGCACUUUGACUUCAGGAAGCAGACAUGUGACACCGUGCAGCCUUUGGAAGUCACCCUUCAACCAACUGUGGUGGCAAGUGCCACUGUACUCACGCUGUACCUUGUCGUCCAGCUCCAGCACUCUGGGAACACCUGCUCUGCCCCCUGGAGGUUCUUGUUCUGACCCAGGUCUCACCCAGCUCCUGCCCCUCCUGAGGAAGUUCUGCCCUUCACUUUACCUAGAGGUGGUUUUGCCAUCUCUGCUGCUGUCUAUCAUCCUUGAUCACCAUGCCUGGAGACUGGUCACGUGCGCUGGGCAAGUACUUGUUGCGGACCAAGGAUGGCCCUGAAUACCUGACAGAACCUCAGCCCCUCCUUCCCCCCAUCUCAUGCCCUGCAAAGUUAUCUGGUUCAGAAUAGAAGCCUUAAGAUAAAAGUAUUUCCCUGCCUUUUGGAGUAGGCGAAAUCCCCAGCCCAGCCCUGGACACGCAGCCUGUAAAGUUCAUGGAACUGACCAGCGGUGCCAGCCGUGACUUUUGAAUCCUCACCAUUCUGCCUCCCAGAGGAUCUUUUCUGCCUGGGCGUCACAGUAUCUCCCCCAAGCUGCACGCUGCUGUACUCACGCUGUACCUUGCUGAUCACUUAGUUCAGCAGGAGCCAUCUUAGCGGGGCUCCCCCUUGGUUGUAUGCACAUGCCAAGUGCAGUUUGAAGGGAUGAAAGUGAGAACUGCUCUGUGUACUGUGCGUGCUUGAGGAAGGGCCUGGCUCAGGAGCAGACUGCCCUGCCCAGCCCUGGUGUGUUUGGACCCCUUCCCCAGGGAACCAGAACACCGGAAAUCAUUUUCCUUCUUGUGGAAGGACAACAGGGUGCUAGACUAGAAAAAGGCAAUAAUAUACCCAGCUCCUUCCAAGGUCAGGAGGGACCUUUAAAAGUGCCUGUCUUUAAGUGUCCCCACCCCCUACAAGGCCUUCCCCACAAUGUGACACAUCCCCUUCACAUCUCCACUAGACAGUAAUGAGAGAGAGAAACGUGUCUGGGGAGAGGCAGGGUAGGCAUGGGGGGAGAGACUGGCUCAGCAGCUGUGCGCCCUGCAGACUGGGACUCCAGGCCUGGCGGUGCUGUGCUUUCUGGGAAUAAGGGGCUGAGGGGGUGGAGAGCACAGAGUACACAAGCACCAGUUUUCCCACUGAGCUUCCACCCUCAUAACCAGUUAAAGGCCUCCAGCCCUCUGUGCCAGAGAGCAAAGCCAGAAUUCUAUUUAUCACUCUGUUCAGUAGACUGGGGCAUUCCUGCUGACAAUCAGGGUCCUGUAGUCACUGCUGACCCAUUGCUGCCUUAAAAAUGUUUUUUUCUCUGUAGUUCUAAAGCAAUUUGAAUGGCUGAUCGUUUUAAAUUUUGAAAUUACCUUUUGAGGUUUCCCUCGUGUAAGUGUACUGGUUAGAUUCAAGUGUUUCUGGUUGAACAGGUCUGAGCAUGGGAAGUGAGGGCAACCUUUAAUUUUGUUUUUAUAAUGGUUAAUGACACGAUGUAAUUUUUGCUUGGUGAUUUCCAUCCACUCCGUUUUCCUCUCGUUACUCCAGGAGGCAGUGACUGGGGACAAGUAGGAUGUAUGCUGUGAGGGGUGGUCCAUACAAAAUGGCUUCCUAGGAAGCUGGGAAGAGUUGUAAGCCAUCCCUUCACACUGCCCUAGGCUCUCAACAGGAUGCCGUGUCUCCUGAAUUCUGCUUACUUAGAGGCCAGAUCUCUCUCAACCGAUGUCCAUAACACUCUUAAAAUACUUUAGCACUGUGUUUUUGUUUCCAGUUAGAUAGAACAUACUAGAGUCCAUGCCUCUAAAGUGCGAUCCUUUACUAGGCUCCAUCUCAGUCACUAGCAUCCCUUCCAGGCUUGUUGGUCCAGGCUGUAGAUGGACUGGGCUUUUGGAGAAGGGUGCUGGCAGAUGUGGGAACAAUGAUGAGACAGAUGUGGUUUUUGUUUUGUUUUGUUGUUUUUUAGUGUUUUCAACCCAAGGCCUUGAAGAGAUGCCCAAAGGUGUGAAGCGAGGCAGCUUUGAAAAUGAUAAAGACGGAACGGUAGCAAAGCAUUAUUUGCUACAAGGGGGAAGGACCAGUUUGUGGCUCUUGCUUUCUGUCCUUCUCAGACAAGUAGGCAUGCCCCCCGCCCUCGGAAAAAAGUGUCAGGACUACAUCGCUGAGGGCUGGUUGUUGCCAAGAGCAAUACAGUGAGUAGGUGGUCAGGCCCAGACUCACCCAGCCUUUUCCAGACCCGAGUCCAGAGAGCAAGGAGAGUCUGGUAAGCUGAGACGUGCGCCUUGUUGUGAGCCCGCUUCUGAGCAGCCUGCCUCCUGAAAGUGCCUUCAAGCCUUCCUGAAGUCCACUCAGGCUCUGCAAGAGCUUUCUUUCCCUCGGCAGCUACAGCCAGUCUGUGUUUUUCCUUCGGAACCUCCCUGGAGGUGGUCUCCAUGUGCAGUGAUGAAAAGCUUGACCCUCAGCACUCUCAUGACCACUCUUGUCUGCUUGUUCUAAGCAAGCAUUUCCUGUCCAGGCAAAUCCCCCAGCUUCUUCAUCCUCGUUAUUCAACUACCUCAGGCUCACAGUUCAACAGGGCACAAACACUUCCUUGCUUAGCAUCAUCCUUCACUGCUUUUGUCGUCUUCAAACGCAAUUUCCUUGAAAUGGAAACUGCUCUUCUGGAUUGCCGUCUCUGGCGUUGGCUCCUUGCUCACCUCCAAGUGUGAACCUCCCAGAUGGGUCUUUGGAUGACAAGCCAGGGGCUUGGCUGUGCAGUCAGAUACCAGUUUUACAGCAGAGCUUAAGACCCCAGAGAGCAAGAGAAUUGACUGGUGACUGCUAGAGAGCAGAGAGGGCCGUCUGCAGUCUCAACAGGCUGGAAGGGGAUGUUUCUGUUCCUGCCCCUCACUGGGUGGGUCAUAACUGGGUGAUAACUAUUGGAUGCACACUUCUUACCCUGGAGAGCACGUUAAUUUAUACUUAAAGACAGGUUUUGUAUAUUUCCCCUGUACCCAGAAACCUGUAGUUGUAUAUUCUCCUAUGUCUGUACCAACACUACCUCUUGCUUGCUUUGCUGGCUCUCCUUGGCUGACUUUGGGUCCCCAAAAUUCCCUGUGAUUUGGAAGAGCUUUACUUUUGCUAACUGCAGCCUUUUUUCUUUAAAAAGAUGAAUAAAUAAAACCCAAAAGAC